Molecule: messenger RNA, 1317 nt
Organism: Malus domestica (apple)
Lineage: Eukaryota; Viridiplantae; Streptophyta; Magnoliopsida; Rosales; Rosaceae
Source: RefSeq, a predicted model, not a curated record
AUGGAGAGCAAAGAUCAGAAGAAACUUCACAUAGCCAUGUUCCCAUGGCUAGCCUACGGACACCUAAUGCCAUUUCUGGAGGUCUCCAAGUUCUUAGCUCAAAAGGGUCACCAAAUCUCUUUCAUCUCCACCCCCAAAAACAUCAAUCGCCUCCGAUCCUCCUCCUUUUCCCCGCUCAUCAAUUUCGUCGAGCUUCCUCUCCCCGCCGUCGACGGCUUACCGGAAUCCGUUGAGUCCACCUCCGAGCUACCAAUCAACAAAGUCCCUUACCUCAAAAAAGCAUACGACUUGCUCAAGCCUUCAGUCAUGCAUUUCAUCCAACACUCGAGCGUCAACUGGGUCGUCCAUGACAUCAUUUGCUACUGGAUGCCCAGAGUCGCCACUCAGCUGGGAGUCAACUCGGUCUACUUCAACAUCACCAACGCCAGUACCUUGGCUUUCUUGGGUCCUCCGACCGAGUUACUCGGCGAUAAACGCAGGCGACCGGAGGACUUUACGGUCGUCCCCGAGUGGGUCGACUAUCCUUCCAACGUUGCUUUUAAGCAGCAUGAGAUGGUGAGCCACUGGGAUUGCAUGGACGAUGAGGUCUCCGAUUUUCAGAGACUCGCGGGUUCGAUUCAAGAUUGUAAUUUUGUGACUAUGCGGAGCUGCACCGAGUUCGAAUCUGACGCGGUGAGUUUGCUCAGGAAGAUCUACGGCAAACCCGUUGUUCCACUCGGGCUGCUUCCGCCUGGCUCAGCACCACAUCAGCAUGGCGUCGCUAACGAUCGAGGGGAUGACAAGUGGGAAGUGUUGAGAGAGUGGCUCGAAAAGAAAUCCGGGUUGCCCUUUAUUUGGGUGGUCAACAAUCGCCCGUUGGUGGAGGGCGUGUUGGGCUCCGAUAUAAUUCCACUCGGGUUUGAAACACGAGUAGAGGAUCGAGGCUUGGUCUUGAGAGGUUGGGCCCCACAACUUAAGAUUCUAGGUCAUAUUUCGAUCGGAGGUUUCCUAACUCAUUGUGGUUGGAGUUCAGUUGUCGAGGCACUAGGGUACGGGCGGGCUUUGAUUUUGUUUUCGGGUGCUAAUUCCGACCAAGGGUUGAUCGCGAGACUAAUGCACGAUAAGCAGGUCGGGUUGGAGAUACCGAGGGACGAGCAAGACGGGUCGUUUACGAGUGACUCGGUGGCCGAGUUGAUUGGGCGAGUGAUGGUGGAGAAAGAAGGUGAGUCCAUAAGGUCAAAUGCACGGGCCAUGAAGGAGAUAUUUGGCAAUGUAGAGUUGAACAACAACAAGUGCUUGGACGAGUUCACUCGGGUCCUUGAAACCUGGCCCAAAUAA